Messenger RNA from Ceratotherium simum simum (southern white rhinoceros), 1652 nucleotides. RefSeq names its product solute carrier family 10 member 6 (gene SLC10A6). Gene Ontology annotation, molecular function: bile acid:sodium symporter activity. Lineage: Eukaryota; Metazoa; Chordata; Mammalia; Perissodactyla; Rhinocerotidae. The record is from RefSeq and is a predicted model, not a curated record. Gene Ontology annotation, biological process: bile acid and bile salt transport. Gene Ontology annotation, cellular component: membrane.
AGUGGUGAGUAAGAACAGAAGUGGAGAGCCUUACUUACCACAGUUUAUUAUAUGUUUCAUGCCAAUGAUAAUUACUUUUGUAAUGCCUCUCAUGAAUUAAUUGAUCAGAUUAGGAUGAAUCUCCUGUCUGGCCAAUAGCUAUUGGAAUGAUUCUCCACGUGUGACUUGGUUGCAUUAUUACAAAACGUGGCAGGAUAGACCUGCCCUGCCAUCGCGGCAGAUAUUCAUUUGUAAUGCUGCCUUAAGGAGAUGAGGAGAUGAGAGCAAAUUGUUCCAGCAGUUCAGCAUGCCCUGCCAACAGGUCGGAAGAGGAGUUGCCAGUGGGGCUGGAGGCACAUGGGAACCUGGAACUUGUUUUCACAGUGGUGUCAGCCGUGAUGAUGGGCCUGCUUAUGUUCUCCUUGGGAUGCUCUGUGGAGAUCCGGAAUCUAUGGCUGCACAUCAGGAGACCCUGGGGCAUUGCUGUGGGACUGCUCUGCCAGUUUGGGCUCAUGCCUCUUCUAGCCUAUCUCCUGGUCAUCAGCUUCUCUCUGAAGCCAGUUCAAGCUAUUGCUGUUCUCAUCAUGGGGUGCUGCCCAGGGGGAACCAUCUCUAACAUUUUCACCUUCUGGGUUGAUGGAGACAUGGAUCUCAGCAUCAGUAUGACAGCCUGUUCCACAGUGGCUGCCCUGGGGAUGAUGCCGCUCUGCCUUUAUCUCUACACCUCGUCCUGGAAUCUUGAGCAGAAUCUCACCAUUCCGUAUCAGAACAUAGGAAUUACCCUUGUGUGCCUGACCAUUCCUGUGGCCUUUGGUGUCUGUGUGAAUUAUAGGUGGCCAAAACAGUCCAAAGUCAUCCUAAAGAUUGGGGCCAUUCUUGGUGGGGUCCUCAUUGUGGUGGUCGCAGUUGCUGGUGUGGUACUGGCGAAAGGAACUUCGAAUUCAGACAUCACUCUUCUGACCAUCAGUUUCAUCUUUCCUUUGAUUGGCCAUGUCACGGGCUUUCUGCUGGCGCUUCUUACCCACCAGUCUUGGCAGAGGUGCAGGACUAUUUCUUUAGAAACUGGAGCUCAGAAUAUUCAGAUGUGCGUCACCAUGCUCCAGCUAUCUUUCACUGCCAAGGAUUUGGUCCAGAUGCUUAGCUUCCCAUUGGCCUAUGGACUCUUCCAACUGUUGGAUGGAUUUCUCAUUGUUGCAGCAUAUAAGAUGUACAAGACGAGAUUGAAGAGCAAAGACAGAAGAAAGAGUCCGGGUCGUGCACAAGUCUGCCAUAAGAAGUCCACUUCUCCCAAAGAGACCAGCGCUUUCUUGGAGGUGAAUGAAGAAGCCGCCGUGACUCCCGGGCCGUCAGGGCCGGUGGAGCUCCACACAGCUCUUGGGCCGACCGGCUGCCUCUCUUCUCGUGCAUAGUGGGGUGCUGGCCUGACUGGUCCCCGGCUUCCUCAGCGGCCAGUAAACACUGUGCAGAGCUGACGAGUGAACCUUGUUGGCAGGGCCUGUGGGAGUAUUUGACUGUCAGAUGUUAGAAUAUUUAUAUUUUUAUGUGGAUUGUGAAUUGUCAUAGGAUCUCUUUUCCCAGAUGUGUUCCGCCUAUUUCAGGGAAUGCUUUCAGGGUUUUACACAACAUAUUUACUAGCUGCUCUGUGUGUUCCUCUCUUCGCAUGCGGUGAAGAG